Messenger RNA from Coregonus sp. 'balchen', 14976 nucleotides. The record is from the annotation of a GenBank genome assembly. Lineage: Eukaryota; Metazoa; Chordata; Actinopteri; Salmoniformes; Salmonidae.
GACUUAGUAGCUGUCCAGGGCUGGAAGACUGGCACUCAGGAGGAGUUUGACAGCUACCUACCUACCUACCUGCCUGCCUGUCAGUCCAGUUGGAUGAUACGCGAAUCUCAUGGCGUUUCAGAGAACUGUUCUCCAAAAGCAUCCUCUUAUCAGAGAAAAGCAGUUCGUGUUAUGUUAAGCGUUAGUUAGAUAAAUAAAUGGACACAUCAACGUGCAUAAGGACAGCCUGUUCCUUCCUGGGGCAUGUCGUGCGUCACAAGUGACGUGACCUCCGGGUAGGAUUUGUAUGGUGCUGAACGUGUUCAAAGGUUUAUUCUACAAUGUUACAAAAGGAAUUCCACGGGGAUCUGCAACUAGCUCUUCAACUUUCCGAUUGUGUAGGUAAGAUACAUGAAAUGCAAUCAGUCGCGGACAUUUAGAGGAUGAUUAUCUAUUCUGAAUUCAGUUUUACGUGGGUCUGUUUUUCAUCUGUUGUCGAGGUGGAAUGGGUAGGAUCAGUGUCAGUAUGGAUGAUAUUUCUCAGUUUUCAAUCCAGCAUGUCGACGUCGAUUUCUGCACAAUGUUUUGUUGAUUUGUUGAUGACAAUGGGGACAAUGUUGCCACAACAAUUAUAGAUUUGAUACACUGUAACAGCUUGCUAUAACGUAAAGUUUCACUGACUUCUGUUGUUUCUGCUUGUCCAGCAGAAUGCCUUGUGAGGUAAAGCCUCGGUUCCUGGUUCUGUACGGGUCUCAGAAAGGCCAGGCCCAGUCCAUAGCUGAGGGGAUAGCUGACGAGGCCGAGGAGAGGGGACUGUUUGCUGACAUCUGCUGCUUGAGCGAAGGAGACAAGGUAAAGUUAACAAACACAAAAUAGUGUCAACCUGCCCUGCAUGGCAUGCAUUCCAAUGCGGGCACAACACCUAAAAUGGUAAACAUCGCCUACUAUCAAGCUGCUAAGGAAACAUAACUAGCUUAUGUAUGAGUGUAUUUGUGGCAGAUGUUGUUACUGGCCUGUUCUAUUCUCAUACAAAUACUGAUCCUGUUUUGUGUAUCCCGCCCCCAGUUUAACUUGGAGAAGGAGAGUGCUCCUGUGGUGUUCGUUGUGUCUACCACUGGGGAUGGGGACCCACCAGACACGGCCCUGAAGUUUGUCAACAGAAUCAAGAAGAAGACCCUGCCCAGCGACCUCUAUGCACACCUCUGCUAUGCUCUUCUAGGUAAGGAAGCAUUGUGUGUCUCAGACUAAAUGCCUAGUGCCGAGAUGAAUUGCUACUAUUGCUUUAAAAUAACAGAUUUUGUUGAUAGAUUGUGUGAUGGUCAAUACCUUGUUUUUCUCUGCUCCAGCUCUGGGUGAUACGAACUAUGCAAAUUUCUGCAACUGUGGGAAGACUAUUGAUGACCGUCUACAGGAACUUGGCGCUAAACAUUUCUACGCAACAGGACAUGCAGACGACGGUGUAGGGUAAGGCCCAAGGUUUUUUAAUAGGGAAAAUAAUACAUCUUAUUACAUGUUGAUGUAUGAGAAACACUUGAAAUCCUGGCACUCACCUAGGAAGCUUUUAAGUAGGGGUACAAUGUCUUCAUGAAUCGGUAGCAAUAAAAGUGGUAUCAAUACAGACACACUUUGAAUAUACUUUCCCUACUUACCUCGUGUCACCUCAUUUGUGGUGUGUGGCACAUUAUCUUUCAGAUCCCUCACACUGCUUGUCUCUGAGUCUGAGUAGACUUUGCUUUAUGUCCAGGUUUCAGUUGGUAGUGGUCUCUUAGGGUCUUUCUCAUGUUAAUAGUUUAGCUCUUAAUCCAAACCUUGUCGUGUGUGUGUGUGUGUGUGUCCAGGCUUGAGUUGGUGUUGGACCCCUGGCUUGAAGGACUGUGGGAGGCCAUCAGAGGAGCGUUAUCCAAGAUGGCCGCCCCUCAGCCUGAGAGCGAUGGCCAUGUUAGGGACCUGAAAGCAUCGUCGAACGAAACGCUCGAAUCGUCAGCGACAGACAUCAAACUCCACCUCCUGAGUCUCAACGAAUCAGAAUACCAGAGCGCAGACUCCCUCAGAACAGCAGCGAGUGCUAAGACUGAUUCUCUGGCUGUUUCACCAUCAGAGACAGGGAGCGCAGUCACAGGGACUGCUCUUAAACUUGAUGGUGUUGUCUCUGAUCCCAAGUCAGUGUUGGAGACACAGAGUGGACAGACCGGGGCUCCCCGUGCUGUUGUAGAGGCUUCUCUGACACGCUCCUUGCCCCCGCUGUCUGAGUCUGCCCUCAAUGUCCCAGCUCUGCCUCCACCCUACCUGGAUGUGACACUUCAGGAAGCCACCAUAGAAGAAGAGGUGUGUUGUGGUAAUACUGGGUUCUUUUAGCACUAUUACAUGGUUCACCUUUGAAUUGAAAGUUGUCAAUCACUCAUAUUUGUUUGAAUUCUAACAUCACCAGCCCCUCAUCUCCCUCCCCAGACCAGUACUCCGGUCAGUAAGGAGACACUUCACGAGGUUCCCAUCUCAAGGGCAUUCCAGCUGACCAGAGACGACUCCGUUAAAACAGCCCUUCUGAUUGAGAUGGACAUCUCAGUGAGUGGCAGUCACUCUCUUACAACAUGGUUUCAUGCAGAGACCAAUAGAUUGGCCAAUAGAUCGAAUUGGUAGUUAAACUAGUUUCUUUACUCCAUCCUCUCCUCUGUGUACCAGGCCCACCCUAUGGCCUACCAGCCUGGAGACUCGCUUGAUGUGCUCUGCCCAAACAGAGCCUCCGAGGUGGGGGAGCUGCUCCAUAGACUGGGCUUACAGGACCAGAAGGGCCACCGCGUCCAGCUCUCACUGCGCAAAGAAACCAAGAAGAAAGGUAUGCUAUUCUCUGUAGUCAUACAUGGGACAGCAACAGUGUUAAAAAAAUUAGUAAAAUAGUCUCUAUAUACUAUAUAGUUCAAUAGUCAUGACAUUAAACAAAUAUAUUAAAACUGUAUGUAACUACACACAGUGUCUGUAAUCAAUGUAAAAUGUGACCCAGUGUUGUUUCCCUCCAGCCGCUCAGAUCCCCUCCUACAUCCCAGAGAACAGCACUCUGCACUACCUGCUUACCUGGAGUCUGGAGAUCAGGACUGUCCCUAAGAAGGUACCUUCUCCUUUCACUUCCUGUACCUGAACUACCCAGUCCAGAACCUGUCUGUGAAAGAGAGAGAGAGACACUCUAGGUCCUACUGAGCAUGUGUGGCAGACAGCUAAGGUUGCAGUGUUGGCAGGGACAGUAGGGUGCAGGAAUGUAGCCUGGGUGCCAAGCCUGUCUCUGCCUCAGCCAUCUUGCCGUAGUCUUGUUUGGCAAGGCGUCAAUGUAACAUUGUUGAACGCAGAAAAAGUCCCAGCAGUCCAGAAGUAACUACAAAUAUGAACAAUACUAUCUUGGACAAUAGUUUUUUUGCUAUGUGGUGUGUAAUGUCACUUUGUGUCUUCUCAGGCGUUCCUCCGUUCCCUGGUGGAGUGUACAGGAGACAGUGGUGAGAGGAGGAGACUACAGGAGCUGUGUAGUAAACAGGGAUCAGCCGACUACAACCUCUAUGUCAGAGACCCCUAGCCUCGGCCUAUUGGACCUGCUCAGGGCUUUCCCCGCCUGCCAGCCCCCUCUCAGCCUCCUCAUAGGUCAGAGCACACUCCCUCUCUUGUCAGUCAUAAUGUCUGAGCUGUUGUUUUGCUUUUACACGUCACAAAACAUGUCUCUAGUUUCUAAUGAUCACCAAUACGGCGAUGUACUGCUAUUCCUUACCUAACCAGCAGAGGGCAGUAUAGCCUCAGGAAAUGCAGGUUCAAUCAAAUUUUACAUUGUGCGUUUCCCCCUACUUAGCUAUUUUUUCCUUCUUUUUUAACUCAACUUGGGUUUUUUCAAAAUGUUUUACUGACUCCUAAAUGGCCAAACCAAUGUUCCUGCAUGGCUUCAAUCAAGUCUUGAUCUAGUACCCCAAAAAGGAAAUUGUUAAAUUACAUAUUCUUGCGACCCCUCCCUCAGUGGUUCCAUCCUGUCUCUCCAUUUGGUCACCCCAGACACAGAGAACUAUUGGCUGCAGACAGACAGGCAUUAUAGUCUGUCAUGGCAUAAGGCCUAGACUUGCGCUGAGGAUGACUUAUGUAGAUUUAGUUGUAGCCCAUUGGAAAGGACAUUUCUAUCAUAUUGUACUUAAAAGUAAUCUAAUACUCAUAAAAAAUACUUAGACUGGAUCUGUGUUUUGUGUCCCAUUUGCACGUGUUAUGUUGGGAUGUCCUCCCCCAAAGAGGCGGUGUCAUGACUUAAUAUCCUAAUAAAAUGCUAACAGCAGCCCCUUUUCAGUAGUAGAACCGGGCGAUGCAGAAAUUUGGCCAUUUUAUAAAUGGGGACAUUAGUACCCUGGUGAAGAAUGUGCUGGUGGAAAUGUUUUGGGUCCACUAGCUGUUGGCUGGGGUCCUGUCAUUGACUAUCCUACUACAUUUAACAGGGGCAUAGCUACAGAGCUGUGGAGGGCAGGGCAGUCCACGGGUUAACGAUCACUACUGCUCUCACUGUGUCUGUGUUAAAACACAUUUACUGGCCUCGGGGUGCACCAUUAGCUUUGACUGAGUGAGUUUAAGGUGGAGUAAAGCUUUGUGCUUAACUAUUAGCUUUACUGUGGCAUUGACUCGCCAAGCUACAGACGCUGUGGAAUGUAAAGGUUGGAUAAAGAGGUGAUCUGUAAUUGUAAUCCACUUUGGGGUUAAGAUUUCUCAUCUUGUGUAAUGGCCAAAAACCUGAAGGAACAGUUUUUAUUUUAUUGUAUUUUUUUACAACAAAAAUCGCCAUCACUACUAGAAAGAAAUUAAAGGAGUAUCUUGUGAUAUGCAUCAGAUUCCUUCUUCCAGUAAUGUCAAGUGAUGUGUAGAUUGUCACCCCCCCCCCCCCCCCCUCCCUUGUGUGUUCAUUUUCUGUGAUAGAAAGUCUGCUGUCAGAACUCAGAGGCCUGGCCGGGCUGCAGACAGACAGACAGACAGGGAAUGGGACAGUUAAUGGGCAUGUUAAACCUGUCGUUGAGGAGAUUAGAAUGCCAGUGGGGAGAUGGAACUCCAGCAGUGCCUGAGGUUGGGGGGGCUACUGGGUACACCAUGUCUCAGUGAUACACCCUGAGCUGUUUACUGUAGAAGAGCUGAGUUAGUCCUAGCUGUUCUGGUUCUCUCUCUCUCUCUCUCUCUCUCUCUCCUCUCCUACUCCUUCCUCUUCCUCCUCCUCUCCUCUCCUCCUCUCCUCUCGCUGUUUGGGUUACUUUAGGGUGUAAGUGAAAAAUGGGUUGAGAUGUUCUAAUCUUCUUCACUCACCCCAAACCAUUACAUUGGACACAUUUAGCAGACUCUGAUCCAGAGCGACUUACUUUUUUGUACUGGUCUCCAUGGGAGUCAUAACCACAACUCUGGCAUUUCAAGCGCCAUGCUCUACCAACUGAGCCACACCGUACCCAACUGAUGUUUCUCCAAAAAGGAAUAUUUUGUUCGAGAAUUUAACUCGGACCUUCAUAGUAACUUUUCCUGGUACCAUAUUCCUCAGAGGCCUCAUGCCCAGACUUCAAAUUACCCCAAAAGAGGGCACCUUCAUGGCUGACAUUGAAAUACGGUGGACAUUAACUAUCUCCAUCCUACAUGCACCACAUCUACACUCUCUGGGGAUAUCAAAACUUUCUGAUUUCAUGAAUACAGAAGUAUGCCCUAAAAUAAAUGUGCGUGAGGCGUAUGAAUCUGUGUGUAUAACGAGGAAAUAGGACUUGGAGGUUAGGUGGGUGAAUCUCAACUCUGAAGUAGGACUGCCCCUCCUCAGCUCCUUUACGCCAUUGACAGUGAUCUAAAUAGAAAGGGGAUAGUGAUAGAAUGGAUGGAUGCCUCCCUAUGGGGAUAUCCUCUCACCUGUUGCAUUUUCCUUUUCCUUUCAGAACAUUUGCCCAAACUGCAACCAAGACCGUACUCCGCGGCAAGGUAAGCUGGUGUACUAGGGCAGCAGGUAGUCUAGCGGUGACAGCGUUGGGCUAGUAACCGAGAAGGUUGCUGGUUCGAGUACCCGCGCCGACAAGGUGAAAAAUCUGUCGACGUGCCCUUGAGCAAGGCACUUAACCCUAAUUUGCACCAGGGGUGCUGUACUACAAUGGCUGACCCUGUAAAACUGCACCUAUCCUGUGGGAAUUUAUUUUUAAAAAGAUUUGGGGGAGGGGAAGAGAAAAUAGAGAAAGAUCAAAGAAGUUGAGUGGGGGAUAGAGAACGCGGGAUGGAGAGAGAGAAGUCCACCAGAGCGAGAGGAAUCAGAGAUGGAGGGAGAAAGAGAAGGCGAUUUUAAAGAAAGAGAGAGAGGGUCCAGUUACAGUGUUUGUGGAUGAGAAUCACAGGGUUGUUUACUGUAAUUUAGCAUCCCAGGCAUGGCUGGGCCUGUUUUAUCUAUCUAAUGAUGUACCGCAUUCACGUUCACACUUCUUUCCAUAGCCUGAUCAGUGGAGCAUCAACAGGACUGUGGUAUAUUUAAGCAAUAAGGCCCGAGGGCGUGUGGUAAAUGACCAAGGCUAAGGGCUGUUUGUACACACGAUGCAAUGCAGAGUGCCUGGAUACAGCCCUUAGCCUUGGUAUAUUGGCCACAUACCACAAACCCCAGAGGUGCCUUAUUGCUAUUAUAAACUGGUUACCAACGUAAUUAGAGCAGUAAAAAUAAAUGUUUUGUCAUACCUGUGGUAUACAGUGUGAUAUACCACGGCUGUCAGCCAAUUAGCAUUCAGGGCUCGAACCAUCCAGUUUAUAAAUUCACUUAUUUACCCUCUACGUAAUCUACUGGAACAAGACUAUGGUAUAUAGUCACUUAUUUACCCUCUACAUACUGGAAAAGACUAUGGUAUACAGCCACUUAUUUACCAUCUACUUACCUGAACAAGACUAUGGUAUACAGUCACUUAUUUACCCUCUACAUACUGGAAAAGACUAUGGUAUACAGCCACUUAUUUACCAUCUACAUACUGGACAAGACUAUGGUAUACAGUCACUUAUUUACCAUCUACUUACCUGAACAAGACUAUGGUAUACAGUCACUUAUUUACCAUCUACAUACUGGACAAGACUAUGGUAUACAGUCACUUAUUUACCAUCUACUUACCUGAACAAGACUAUGGUAUACAGUCACUUAUUUACCAUCUACGUACUGGAACAAGAUAAUACACUUACAGUACCUUCAUAUCUUUUCUCCACUAUUUCUCCUAGUCUUUUACUCUAUCACUUCCCCUUUCACUACUUCUACUCUCUCUCCCUCUCUCCCCCUCCAGCUCCAGUUUAAGACAUCCAGGUCGGCUGCACUUUGUGUUCAACAUCAUAGAGUUCCCAGCAUGCACUGGGAGACCAGUGGGGAAGCGAGGCCUGUGUACUGGUUGGCUCUCUGACCUCGUCGAUCCCAUCCUGGUGCAUCCUGGGAAGGCUCCGUCUUCCAGCACCUCAGCCCUCCCUAAGGUGAGUAGUGGAGUCACCUGUGUGUGUGUGUGUGUGUGUGUGUGUGUGUGUGUGCAUACAAACGUAACAUGUAAAGUGUUGGUCCCAUGUUUCAUGAACUGAAAUAAAUGUUAUUUCUCGCAACUUUUGUGCACAAAUUUGUUUACAUCCCUGUUAGUGAGCAUUUUUUUUUUGCCAAGAUAAUCCAUCCACCUGACAGUUGUGGCAUAUCAAGAAGCUGAUUAAACAGUAUGAUCCUUACACAGGUGCACCUUGUGCUGGGGACAAUAAAAGGCCACUCUAAAAUGUGCAGUUUUGUCACAUAACACAAUGCCACAGAUGUCUCAAGUUUUGAGGGAGCGUGCAAUUGGCAUGCUGACUGCAGGAAUGUCCACCAGAGCUGUUGCCAGAUAAUUUCAUGUUAAUUUCUCUACCAUAAACCGCCUCCAACAUCGUUUUAGAGUAUUUGGCAGUACGUCCAACCGGCCUCACAAUUGCAGACCACGUGUAACCACGCCAGCCCAGGACCUCCACAUCUGGCUUCUUCACCUGCGGGAUCGUCUGAGACCACACCCGGACAGCUGAUGGAACUGUGGGUUUGCACAACUGAAGAAUUUCUGCACAAACUGUCAGAAACCGUCUCAGGGAAGCUCAUCUGCAUGCUCAUUGUCUUCACCAGGGUCUUGACCUGACUGCAGUUCGGCGUCAUAACCGACUUCUGUGGGCAAAUGCUCACCUUCAAUAGCCACUGUGCUCUUCACGGAUGAAUUCCGGUUUCAACUUUACCGGGCAGAUGGCAGACUGUGUGUAUGGCGUCGUGUGGGCGACGCCAUAUGUCAAUGUUGUGAACAAAGUGCCCCAUGGUGGCUGUGGGGUUAUGGUAUGGGCAGGCAUAAGCUACAGACAACGAACACAAUUGCAUUUUAACGAUGGCCAUUUGAAUGCACAGAUACUGUGACGAGAUCUUGAGGCCCAUUGUCGUGCAAUUCAUCCGCCACCAUCACCUCAUGUUUCAGCAUGAUAAUGCAAGGCCCCAUGUCGCAAGGGUCUGUACACAAUUCCUGGAAGCUGAAAAUGUCCCAGUUCUUCCAUGGCCUGCAUACUCACCAGACUUGUCACCCAUUGAGCAUGUUUGGGAUGCUCUGAAUUGACGUGUACGACAGCGUGUUCCAGUUCCCGCCAAUAUCCAGCAACUUCGCACAGCCAUUGAAGAGGAGUGGGACAACAUUCCACAGGCCACAAUCAACAGCCUGAUCAACUCUAUGCGAAGGAGAUGUGUCGCACUGCAUGACUCAUGGUGGUCACACCAGAUACUGACUGGUUUUCUGAUCCACGCCCCUACCUUUUUUUAAAGGUAUCUGUGACAAACAGAUGCAUAUCUGUAUUCCCAGUCAUGUGAAAUCCAUGGAUUAGGGCCUAAUUUAUUUAUUUCAAUUGACUGAUUUCCUUAUAUGAACUGUAACUCAGUAAAAUCUUUGAAAUUGUUGCAUGUUGCGUUUUAUAUUUUUGUUCAGUGUAUAUAUGUGUGACACACCCAUAAACACUUUUUGACCUUUGACCACAGGUCCAUGUGAGUCUGCGUCAGAACUGCUCCUUCCGCCUGCCCUCUGACCUCUCCAAACCCCUCAUCAUGAUUGGACCAGGCACCGGGGUUGCGCCCUUCAUUGGAUUCCUACAACAAAGGUACAGCCCACAAAGAUGGAGGAUUCAUACUAACCAGGAUAUUGUUGUGUUCUAAAGGAUGCUUGUUUAUCUGGUCAGUGAGUGGAAGUGUUGUUUGAGUUGUGAAGACCAACUCUUUGUGAAGUUUACUCUCUAUGGCUCAAGAACACUGACAUGAAUUACAAGGCUGCUAUAACAAGUAUGAUGCAACAGGAAGUGUUUCAGCUUGGAUCAGUGUGUUAAAUCAAAAUGUUUACUGUUCAAGUACACCAUCAAUGAAUAUUAAUAUUUAACAAUGCUUAAGUGAUGUCAUCUGUAAGUUAGUCAUACGUUGUUUUGCAUUGAUCUCCAUAAUCAAUGACUAGAGAUCCCACCAAAGGUUUUGCAAUGCUCUCUGUCCAAUAAGUCUUUAUAAUAUAUCAUAAUAUAAUAUGCCAUUUAGCAGACGCUUUUAUCCAAAGCGACUUACAGUCAUGCGUGCAUACAUUUUGUGUGUGGUGGUCCUGGGGAUCGAACCCACUACCUUGGCGUUACAAGCGCCGUGCUCUACCAGCUGAGCUACAGAGGACCACAAGGUUGAUGGUGGUAUAAUAGCAAUGUGACAGACCGAGCUGUGAUCACGUCUGGGAUCAGUUCUUCAGUGAAACUACCUGUAGGAGGAAAUUACCUCUAAACGUUGAUUUGAAGGUCCGUUGUGUGUUCUACCCCUAUUGGUUAAAGGGCCAAUCUGCGGUUGCUACAUCCAUGUUUUGGCUUAUAUAUUAAUGAUAUGUACCCAUUGAUUCUUAAAAAAUAGAACUUUAUAAAUGCCUCAUUCGCUUAGUUCAACUGUCGUACCCCAUCAGAACCCAAAAUAUAAACUUGUUUUACUCCCAAUGUUUUUAAACGAUGUAAAUGUAAACAAAUAGUUAAUAGCCUCAACAUGGUUAAAACUAUCAUGUUGAUAUCAUGGAUGGUCAGUCCCUUGCAUCCAUAGCUCUGUCUAUGAAUUUGAGAGUGGUUACCUUUCUCCAGCCCCAUCCCUCAGCUCUUUACCGAAAUGCUUAAUUGUUUCAACCGCUGAUUGCCCCUUUUUAAUGUUAGGAUUUGGAGAGGGUAAGCUGAUCCUAGAUCUGUGCCUAAGGGCAACUUCCCACUGAGGUAAUAAGUCAAGCCAUUCCAGAGAUGUUGGCUGUCUGUCUGGGGUUUAUGACUUGGACUGUAAUGAACAGCCGAUGGAGAUGUAUUGAUUUGAAUGUAAAGAGGCCUACAGACGGUCUGUGUUAAUGUAAAUCAUAGCUGGUCAUUACUGGGAGGUGCACCGCUGCUCAGACACGGUUCACACCACCCGCCAACUACGAGUGUGCACGUGCGUGCAUGGUUGAUGAAUGGCUCACGUUGCUAGUUCAACUACACCAACCUGUCAAUGUCGUGAUCGAGCGUGUUCUCCCAUUUGCAGUCAGUGACAUCCCCUCACUGUUGUGCCCUGCUGUUCAGGGCAUUAGUUGACUUAAUUUUCAAGCUUUUACAGUUUCUUGUGUCAACUAAAGAAAUCAAUGUUUCUUGGCACUUCUCAGGCUUUAGCCUAGACCCAGAAAAAACUAGCAAUGUCACAUCUGGAGAGAUGCUCUCCAGUGUGUUUUUCUCUUUUAGUAUGGGGCUGCAAAAUCAGUGCAGUCUGGGUUGUCGGUUCUUGUAUGGAAUUACAUGUACCCACCACAAUUUACAUUAAGCGUCCUCUUGCAUGUGAAACAUUUCUCAGAUUAGCGAUGACAUGUCUGUCAAGUUCCUUUCAAACCUGAUUUGAUAUAACUCGGACAUUCCGCUCUAUAGCAUUAGAAAAUGUUUUCAUGUCUACAAUAUCACCAAUCAGUAACAUACAGGUACAUAGUAGCCUUCAGUAAGCCCUGGUGAUUGGCUGUAGAAAGGCAGCUUCUUGUUUCUAAUUGCAUUUCUCCAUAGACAUUCCUUUUCUCGACAUAAAGCUUUUCACCGCAAGAUGAUGAAGAAGUUGGGUGAAACUAUCUUUCAGUGCUCCCUUUUCUCUCUCUGUCUGUCAGAUUGUAAAACCUGUCACGAGGAAAGCUUUGUACAGUGCCUGACUUAAGAUUCCAAACAAGGCGUCUACCCCUGAUGUCGUGCUUUGAUAAGAGAUAACAACGUCCAUUUUGUCAACAGGACGCUGUAUCACCAACAGCCAUUUUGAAAGCAGGACGCCAACAAAGCCUGAAGGGCCUCCUUUUAGCAACAAAGCAGCAUGGGGACGUUUCACUUCUUCCUCCCUCUCUCCCUCCGUCGCUUCCCUCUCCCCUCACUCUUUCCUCCUCCGUUGCUCCCUCUCCCCUCCCCCCUUCUGUCAUCCUGUCUUCCUCUGUCAAUCGAUGGAUGUUUUGAAAAUGACUGUUCCACUUUAUAACUGCAGGAGCGAUGGAGAGAGGGGGAGAGCGAUGGGGAGAGGGAGAGCGAUGGAGAGAGGGGGAGAGCGAUGGGGAGAGGGAGAGAGCAGAAGCGAUGGAAAGAGGGAGAGUGAUGGUGUUACGAACCCUCGUGGCGUCAUAAACGUCUAGGGUGGAUUGGACCAUGAUACCCAGAUACAUAAUUAUGCAAAAUAGUAGUGUGGCCUGGAGCAGUGAUAACAAAUGUGGACACAACAACCAUGGAAACUACCGUCAAACACAAAUGGUUUUAUUACCCUAAACACACUGGUAAAGGUUUGGGAAAAAGGUGCUGAGCAGGAGACCCAAAGAAAAUGAAACAAUAGUGUAAAAACCCCCUCAACUGGAUCCUCGUCCUGCCUGGAAGAACCGCUAGGCUACUGCUAGUCAUACUAAAAGUACAGUGGGUAGGUCCGCUCAGGUCCUAACUAGUGUUUUGAGACAGAAUUCGUCCUACGGUGAAUGUACCGCCCGAAGGGCAACUAGCUUAAACGCCCCUUUUCCCAGAAACACACAAACAGCUAACCAAACAGGGUAAUCAGGCAACAAAGUAAGUCACCAAUAACAGGACAACCACAGUACCACACCACAUAAAGAAAUAGGCUUCUAACAAAGUUACCAAUAGGGUAACCAACACCUUAGUGAGUACACAACACACAGGACACCACCGUGUCCAUACUCAAUAUGGCCAAAAAUCUCUCUCCUCAACAAACACAAGUGACUGGUUUUAUAUAAUGGGAUGUGUGGAUUGAACAAACUAGUAACAGGUGGUGCAAUGCACAGGAAGUUCCCCUGAAUUGGUUCCAAUCAGCAGACACCUCAACGACCACCAAUCAGGAAGCGAUACAGGUACACCUGUGAUUAGGGCAAGAAGGAGAGAACACACAAAAACACAGGAUACCUGUAUCCGUAACAGAUGGAAAGAGGGAGAGCGAUGGGGAGAGGGAGAGCGAUGGGGAGAGAGGGAGAGCGAUGGGGAGAGGGAGAGCGAUGGGGAGAGAGGGAGGGAGAGCGAUAGGGAGAGCGAAGGAGAGAGGGAGCGAAGGAGAGAGGGAGAGGGAGCGGUUUAAAUAUCAUAACUCGGUGGGAUCUGGAGACCUCUGGCUGUCUGACAUUGAUUAGUCGUCUGAGCUUAAGGAUGAGUAAUUCAUUGAGGUUGUUCACCGGAUGACAGGUAGUUGAGUUUGGUUACUGUAAAUGACUCUAUAGUAUCUCCACAUUCAGCUGAAUGCAUUCAAAAUAGGGCAUGCUAAUGUCUUUGAAAUUCGGCAUCCAGGUACAGUAUUCAUAGCUCAGUGGUACUUCCUGGAAUUAUCACGGACAGUCUCCUAAAACUCCCACAACACCACACAUACAGAACAUAAAACCCAUUCAGCAUUCCUCUGUAGCUCAGCUGGUAGAGCACGGCGCUUGUAACGCCAAGGUAGUGGGUUCGAUCCCCGGGACCACCCCAUACACACAAAAAAAUUAUGCACUCAUGACUGUAAGUCGCUUUGGAUAAAAGCGUCUGCUAAAUGGCAUAUUAUUAUUAUUAUUAUUAUUAUUAUUAUUAUUAAAUCAAAUAAUUGCUGCAUUUACAGAGACCUCAUUCCUGUUCAAUCACAGUUUCCUCUAAUCCUUUUUCAUCUGAGAGGCAACUGCCUCCUUUGGACCCAGAAUGGAGUCUCUGGCUCUGAUGCUGUGACGCUGUUUCCCUCAGGGCCUGUGGUCUGGGCAGAGAUGUGAUUUGUAUUCAGAGGGAGUGGCAGUUUGGUCUGUGUGGCGCAGUAGACAUAGAAGCCAGGCUUUUCAUAUUGAUAUUGAUCCUUGUGAGGAGGGGAGAGGAGCCCAGUUAAAUACGUUUACUGAUUUUUAAUCAGGAAUUGCAGAUUGACAAUAGUGGAUGAUGUCACUUGUUAGGUCUGCUCUCUGCUUAACUAAGGGAUGCAUCAAUGAGACUGGAAUGUUCUGGGUAUUCAGAAACCUUAUCCAGUCAAGGUUCUCCACAUCUGAUAGCGCCUGGCCUGUUGCUGGUCAGGUGACUAAUGUGAUGGUGAAGGUCGGAGGUGUUAUCAGGAGAGAGAUGUCACCCCCCCCCAGCGGGUGUGUAGAUCACAGCACACUGCCUGAGCGUUUUGUGUCUUUGUGCCACCUCUGUGCAAAGGAUUCUGGGAGCCCUGACAGACUCGUUGGCCACAGGAGGAAUCACUUUUAUAGAAGUGGGGCUGACGUGCGGAGGGAGAUGUGUACACACAAACACACACACACGUGCGCACGGCGAGAACUCAAGUCCUUGUUACAUCUAUGGUGUAGUGUGAUCCAUCUCUUUAGUAGCAUGUUAUUUUAGUGUCCCCUCUGUACUUCAUCAUUCCCCUCUGUACUUCAUCAUCCCCCUCUGUACUUCAUCAUUCCCCUCUGUACUUCAUCAUUCCCCUCUGUACUUCAUCAUUCCCCUCUGUACUUCAUCAUUCCCCUCUGUACUUCAUCAUUCCCCUCUGUACUUCAUCAUUCCCCUCUGUACUUCAUCAUUCCCCUCUGUACUUCAUCAUUCCCCUCUGUACUUCAUCAUUCCCCUCUGUACUUCAUCAUGCCCCUCUGUACUUCAUCAUGCCCCUCUGUACUUCAUCAUGCCCCUCUGUACUUCAUCAUUCCCCUCUGUACUUCAUCAUUCCCCUCUGUACUGUAUAGAUGUUGUAGGGAGAUCCAACAGUGUCACUGCUCCCUAAAACCUCUGCUGUGAGCCAGGACUCUGUCUCAUCUUUAACCUCUGCUGUGAUCAAGGACACUGUCUCAUCUUUAACCUCUGCUGUGAGCAAGGACACUGUCUCGUCUUUAACCUCUGUUGUGAGCAAGGACACUGUCUCAUCUUUAACCUCUGUUGUGAGCCAGGACACUGUCUCGUCUUUAACCUCUACUGUGAGCAAGCACACUGUCUCGUCUUUAACCUCUGCUGUGAGCAAGGACACUGUCUCGUCUUUAACCUCUGCUGUGAGCAAGGACACUGUCUCGUCUUUAACCUCUGCUGUGAGCAAGGACACUGUCUCGUCUUUAACCUCUGCUGUGAGCAAGGACACUGUCUCGUCUUUAACCUCUGUUGUGAGCAAGGACACUGUCUCGUCUUUAACCUCUGUUGUGAGCAAGGACACUGUCUCGUCUUUAACCUCUGCUGUGAUCAAGGACACUGUCUCGUCUUUAACCUCUGCUGUGAGCAAGGACACUGUCUCGUCUUUAACCUCUGCUGUGAGCAAGGACACUGUCUCGUCUUUAACCUCUGCUGUGAGCAAGGACACUGUCUCGUCUUUAACCUCUGUUGUGAGCCAGUACUCUGUCCCGCCUCUGAGUUUUUAUUGAUUGGGCUUUGAGUUCUCCUCCAGUGUAUUUAUAUUUAUUUAUUUUCACCUCCUUUUUUCUCUUUCAGGGAGAAGGAGAGGGAGGGAAACCCGGAGGCGGAGUUUGGUGAGACCUGGCUGUUCUUCGGUUGUCGCCAUAGAGACCGAGACUUCCUAUUUAG